Nakaseomyces glabratus is the source of this 2703-nucleotide messenger RNA. RefSeq lists its product as uncharacterized. The record is from RefSeq and is a predicted model, not a curated record. NCBI's taxonomy places the organism in Eukaryota, Fungi, Ascomycota, Saccharomycetes, Saccharomycetales, Saccharomycetaceae.
AUGACUGAAACACAAACUGAAUAUUUUAACACAAGGCAAGUCAGUCUUGCUGACGACUUGCUAAAGCACACGACAUCAAUAGGAUCAAAAUUGACUAAAGUGGUCAGUCCCACCACGAAGGUUAAAGAGGACUCUUUGAAGCCAAUGAAGACAAUUUCAAACACUAUCUCAAAGACCACAUCAGCUACCACUGCUAACGACUCAAGCUUUGAUGGAUUCAACCCAAAGUACUUGAACUCGGAAAGUGUAUACAGAGCCCAAUCAAACUCGCAGAGCGGACCAGUGGUGUCACGCACAGAGGUUAACUCUCCUUACUACUUACCAGUCCCAGUGCCAGAAGCUGUCACUGACUCUGCUAAUCCCGUGAGCAGCAGUGCAAAGGAGCAAUACUUAAAUGGUUACCACCACUCCCAGUACGUUAAGGAAUACCCAACUGUGCUGCUGGCAGACAGGUUCAAAAAAUGGAACAAAAUUUUGAAGUACCUCAUUUCUUACCUUCGCGAAGCCGCUUACGUCGAAGAGCAUAUCGCCAGAUUACAUGUAAAGCUAAAGAAGAAGGUGACUUUCCCAUUCUUGACAGAUUUGGACGAUCACAACCAGCUUGUGGACCCAUAUCAGAAAAACUUGCCAACAAAGAGAACACAACCAAUUACUCCAGCUGAAAAGAAAAGAUUGGAAGCUGAGGCAGCACUAGCCGCUGCCACCACCACAGAAGAAACAACAGAAGAAUUGGACUUUGAUACAGAGCUAGAAGACGAAGUACCUGUUUCUUCUGACAAUGAUACUAUGGCACCAUCAGGCUUUUUGAAGUUCGGUUCAGGCUCAAUACAGGAUAUUCAAGUUUUAUUGAAGAAGUAUCAUGGUUCUAUUGCAGGACAACAAUUGAAAGUCUCCAGAGAAAUAAUGGAAAACGUCAUUCCAAAACUAGAAGGUCUGGUAAAAGAGUUAAACAAUAAGAUAAGGGAAAUCAAGAGUUUGGACGGUGAUUUCAGAACUAAUUUGAUUGGUCAAAUGAACCAAACCUCUAGAUUAAUUCAAAAGUAUAACUCGGUUGUAAAGAAGCUAGCCAAUGAAAAGUCUGAUGCUACUACCACUAUUCAACCAAAGUGUGACCCAUACUUGGUAAAAAUUCAAUUGGAAACACAAUUGAAGAAACAGUUAGCCGAAGAAAAAUAUCUAAUGGAAGCAUUCGUUAACUUGCAGAGCUCCGGUCUUGACCUGGAAAGAAUUGUCUACACAAAAAUUCAAAGUGCACUUGAAAACUAUACCGCUUUGAUUGAUUCUGAAGCACGUUUGAUUUUAAAGAACCUAUGCCAAGAAUUACAACAGGGUAUGCUAUCCAAGCCAGCUAAUUAUGAAUGGGAUCAAUUCAUUACUCAUCAUACCAACUGUAUGUUGAAUUGGACCUCCACCCAACCAAAGCCGGUUCCAAGAGAACUAUCUGACAUUGUAUACCAGAACAUGAAGGCACCUCAGUCUAAGUGCAUCAGGAAGGGUUACAUGUACUAUGGUUCAGGCAAAGAUGUUAAGAAGUAUAGCAAAGGCUACUUCAUUUUAACUUCCCAUUAUCUGCAUGAAUUCAAAGAUAGCGAUUUCUCUAAGGAGAUGAAAGGUUCAACUGAUGCCAGUAACAACUUCUGUCACAUGGCUAUUAGUUUGGUCAACUUGAUUCCUGAAAAGAGUUUCUCAUUGAGCGAUAUUGAUAUCGAAGAGAUCACAGACACCGAAAUGGUAUUCACUGCUAGAUCAUUGAAGAGCACCAAACCUAGAAGCAGUCCUUCUCCAGCCCCAAUUCCAGCUCCUGAACACAAGUCUAGAUCGCCAUCGAUUACCGCAGCUGUUCCAAAGUUCCUAAGAGGUGGCCCAAGUAGAUCCACUAAGACCAGAUCAAAUAGCGGUGCUAACAGACAAACCUUAUUUGCUGAACCAUCUCUAAGCGAGCCAUUACGUGAAAUUGGUGAAAGAACAACAUGGCACUUAAGACUUUCCUUGGGUGAUUAUGAUGAAGAAUACAAGAAGCAAUUUAAGAAGUGGAGCUCUGAUUUCAAGGCCCUUGCUGACUUCAACCAUUCAUAUCACAGAAAUUCGUUCAUAAAUGAGCGUGCAGAAAGUGCAACAAGAAGAGCAAGUAAAACUGCUGGGCCAGGCGAGUUCAAUAAGCAAAACAGUGACUCUUCUCGUGGAUCAUCUGAUAGCACCAUUGUGCAAGAUAGUGGACGCUCAGACUCUAAGAUUGGUAAUAUUGUUGGUCUAGAUGAGGACGGAAACUUGAUUGCUUCGGAUGGUAGAAAGUACUCUGUCAGUCCACAAUUGCAAAGACAGGGAUCAUCUGGAUUAACUUCCCCAUCCAGCCAACCAGGCAGUCCGUUGGGUGAUGGAUCGACCACUCAGUAUAGAGACCGUGUUCUUUCUUUACCAACCAAUAAAAGACAAGAUAGUACUACCAUUGAGGGCGUAAUGGCUGAUUCAAAGAAAUCCCCUAAUACCUCAUCUAGAGGUAGUGUCUCUUAUGUGACUAGCAGCAAAGUCACUCGUACUUCUAGUUUACCAGUUAAUGACAAGGACGCUGCUAGCCCUGCAGAUGUCCCAAGAAGUUCGCAAAUGAGAGACCAACUAAAGUCGACUAUUGAUACCAUAGAUGAAUCAAAUCAAGAGAAUUCAGCAUCAUCGACCAUGAAGCUAUCAAAGUCGAUGUACUCAUAA